AUGUUUGCGUUCCAGAUUAAUCAUGUUGAUGCUGUGAAUAACUUCUUGAUAUCCAUUAGUCUCAACGAAAAUGGUUCCACCCCUACCCACUGUUUUCUUAAAUGGGGACCAAAGGCAGCGAUACCAGAAGAGCACAAGGACCCUUCUCUGCUCUUAGCAGUGGCCUUGGACAGAGAGGCAUACAUCAUCGAUUUAAAUGGGGUUGUUGAGCAAUUAUCCUCUGUCCCUAUCGACUUCCACACAGCGUCAGUUCAGUAUCACUCCUGUUCGCGUCUCUUAAGCAAAAUUAUGGUACAGCUCUCCACUUACGGCAGCAAUAUUGAGGCAAUGGAUUUCACUGCCGAUGCAUCGACUAUCUUUGUUAGUGUGAGUAUUGGACAAAUACUCAUGUUCAAAAUAUCCAAUAUUGAAUCGGGACUCUUCAGCCCCUAUCGCAAAUUGACAACGCUUGGGGCCUCUCCAUUGUCUGCUCUCCAUUACGUGAACAAUAAGAGCCUGUUGGCUCCGCUAGGGUACCUGAUAGGAGGAACGGAUUUCAAUCGACAGUUACUUCUCUGGCGUCUGCCCGAUUUCUCUUUGGUCCAGACCAUCCGAUUUUGCCCUCGUGAGGAACGAGAGCAGGAGGACGGCGAAAAAACGAAGCCCUCUCCUCAACCCAUGCUUAUCACCUCUUUCAGUGUGACAGCUAAUCUUCUUUUGGCUAGUGAUAUAAAACGCAGGACAAUGCCGGGCAAAUCGCAGCGUGGGAAAGUCAUCACGAAUACAUGUACUUGUGGCCUCCUUGGUAGUGAGCACGGUAAUAAUUCCAACCGCGGCCGAACUUCCACCCGAACGCGUGAGCGUUCAUUGCUCAGAUGUCGUCGCUCAACCUCGAGGGCUCAGGCCUCUCUCUCAGGCCAUAAGAGCAUCACACCAGUCGGUCAUAAAUCAUAUGUGGUUCCGCUAAGGAAGGGAGGUAGGACCGUAAGAGCUAGGCAGGCAUCUACUACUGUGGCCGCCAAGCGUCGACGACAACAAAGAAAUACGAAAUCGACAGUUCCGGCAGCUGAAUCUUCCUUAAAAGUUGUAGAGAAGGAGGAGGGGAAGGGGAAACAUGCUUUGGAGGAGUCACAGAAGUCUGAAACACAGCUGUUAAAGAAUCAGAAUCCUGAUAGUCCAGAAGACGUACAGUUCCGAUGUGUGAGUGAGUUUCUUCUCGCCAGUCCUUGCAUCGCAUUCGAUGUCAGUCGGGUUUCACGCUCGCUUUCCCUGGACCGUCCCCUCGCGGCCUACGAAUCGGAGGACGGUGAUUGCAUUGAAGCUGUAUUAAAUCUGAUUCAUCCCAGAGAGCUGAAGACAGGAAAGCUGAGUUUCUUUGUUCCUUUGAGCAUCUACAUGCAGCGUGAUCAAGAUGCGAAAGAGGAGCAGCCUACCUCCGAACCCCCGCUGGAUAAUGAUCCUCUAUCCACAGUGGGGACGAUUGGGGACUGUUCCUCGCCUUUAUUGCCUGAGGGGAAUAAGAAUUCUGCGUAA
Hydatigera taeniaeformis is the source of this 1512-nucleotide messenger RNA. The record is from the annotation of a GenBank genome assembly. Lineage: Eukaryota; Metazoa; Platyhelminthes; Cestoda; Cyclophyllidea; Taeniidae.